AAACACAACACUAAUGAGUUCAUCAUCAAUGUUCAACUUCAAAGUGCAGAGGUGCCAACCAGAAUUGGUGCAACCAGCUGCACCUACUCCCCAUGAAAUAAAACUACUAUCUGACAUAGAUAAUCAAGAAUGCCUACGUUUCAAUAUUCCUUUCAUAUUUAUCUAUCGUCAUGAACCAUCAUCAAUCAUAGGGAAAGAUCUUGUUAAAGUUCUUAGACAUGCACUCUCAAAAACACUUGUUUAUUACUAUCCAUUUGCAGGAAGGAUUAGGGAGGGAGCUGGGGGCGAGUUGAUGGUGGAUUGUACCGGUGAAGGUGUCAUGUUCGUCGAAGCUGAAGCUGAUGUAACACUUGAUCAAUUUGGUGACUCUCUGCAUCCUCCAUUCCCUUGGUUUCAACAACUCUUAGAUGAUGAUGUUCAUGGAACCCAACAAAUUAUUGAUCAUCCCAUUUUACUCAUACAGGUGACACGUCUCAAGUGUGGUGGUUUUAUUCUGUCCUUAAAUAUGAACCAUGCAAUUUGUGAUGGAACUGGUUUGAAACAAUUCAUGAAUGCUUGGGCAGAAAUGGCUCGAGGAGCACAUCAACCUUCCAUUCAACCUAUUUGGCAUAGAGAGCUUUUAAUGGCAAGAAUCCCACCACGCGUUACAUGCAACCAUCGUGAAUUCGAACAAAUUAUACUUCCUCCAAAUACCAUCAAGAAAGAAGAUACUAUUGGUACCAUAGUCCAUCAAUCUUUCUUAUUUACACGUGCUCACGUAGCUGCACUUCGUUGUUUGGUUCCACUUCAUCUUCGUCAAUGCACUACAUUCGAUCUUAUCACUGCAUGCUUUUGGUGUUGUCGCACAAAAGCAUUGCAGUUAGAGCCAGAGGACGAAGUACGAAUGAUGUGUGCUGUUAAUGCACGUUCUAGGUUGAGUGCUAACCAUUCGUCACUUGUUGGAUAUUAUGGUAACUGUUUUGCUUUCCCAGCAGCUGUUACUAGUGUUGGAAAGCUAAUUUGUGGAAACCCAUGUUAUGCGGUGGAAUUGAUAAAAAAAGCAAAAGGCCAAGUUACUGAAGAAUACAUGCAUUCUUUGGCGGAUCUUAUGGUUAUUAAAGAAAGACAUUUAGAUACAACCAUAAGGUCUUGUGUUGUAUCAGACAUGAUCCGUGCUAAGUACACAAAUGUGAAUUUUGGGUGGGGCGAUGCUGUGUAUGGCGGAGUGGUAAAAGGCGGGGCUGGACCGUUUCCUGGAGCAACGUUUAUAGUUUCACAUAAGAAUGCAAAAGAAGAAGAAGGUUUAAUAUUACUAACUUACUUGCCCUAUGAAGAUAUGAAAAGGUUUGCUGAAGAGUUAGAUAAGAUGUUUGGUAACCAAAAUCAACCUACAACGAUUGGUCCUAGUUUUGUGAUGUCUACUUUAUAAUUCGGAGACGUUCCCAUAUUAGAUUAGUAAAUCACAUUUUUGUAGUAAAUACUCAAAUGUGAUUCAAGUUAAAUAAAGUUGUGGGCUUAUAAUUAUGGGCAUGUCUAAGUCAGGAAUUGAACCCAAAACUUUGGUUAAUCUAGAAGAGACUCGCGUAAUCUCAUCCAAACGCUUUUGGGUAUUAUUGUUAAAUUUUAAGCACAAACCCUAUAGUCCAAAAAGUUUGUGAUCAAA
Molecule: messenger RNA, 1642 nt
Organism: Trifolium pratense (red clover)
Lineage: Eukaryota; Viridiplantae; Streptophyta; Magnoliopsida; Fabales; Fabaceae
Product: benzyl alcohol O-benzoyltransferase-like
Exons: 2
Coding region: 14-1408 (464 amino acids)
Source: RefSeq, a predicted model, not a curated record